GAACCACGUUAUUCUGAGAACUGUUAGUAUGGAGAAUCUACUUUGUCCAGGCACUAAUAGGCAAUUUAUAGAUAUUUUCUGAUUCCUCACAGUAGCCUUAGGAGGUCGGUAUUGUCAUUAUCCCAUUUUUUACAAGAGGGAGCAGAAACGCAGAGAGGUUAAACUCAGUACCUCGUAGCCGUUGAGUGGCCUAGCCAUAAUUAACAUGUGAGUGUGCUUGACUACAAUUCCGUGUGCUUUCUCUUGCCCACCUCAUUCUCUCCUUUAGAAAUAAGGGCAUGUUUCCAUAUGCUGGAUGCCUAUUAUACAUUUAUGCCUCUUCUGCUGAGGUCAGUUCCAUUCAGCAUUUUUCUCUUAAGCUUCUACUUCGCAAAAGGCAAAUGCUAGCGGUCCUAAAGGAUGCAAAUAUUACUAACAAACUUCUGCCUUCCUCAUAAAACUAGUAAGGCAGAGGUCCCCGAGAGGAUCCGGAUCGUGAACUGGGUCGGGAGUUCAGCACGCAGUGUGGUUCUGGAGUGGGUUUUGAAAAAAGACCAAGGCCUAGGGCAGGGGAGCCUAUUUAUCCAAUGAGUAGGGUCAUGAGCUUAUACUUAGAUCCUCACGUUAGUCAAGUGUUUGGCUCAUAGUAAUUGCUCAGCCAGAUUUUGCUGCUCAGCUGAUCAUUCUCAUAUUCCCCUUGAUGCUUUCACUGAAAUACCCCAUGGGCUUAUCCCAAACACACACUGCUGCCUCAGGGAGAUGGCAGCACUUGUCCCCAAGGACCUCUGCGCCCUGAGUAAAAGGCAUGGCUACCACCAAGUACUAGCUAUGGGAUGAGGACGGCGGCUUGCAUGUAAGAGGCAUCCCGGCCGGUCUCUAUAUCCAAGGAACUCUCCAGUUCAUAUUGCGGGAGUCUCAUGAAGUCUAGUUCCUUUCGCACUUGCUCUCCCAAUGUGAGGUCUAGGGGUCCCCAGGAGUAGAAGAUGGUAGGAAGAAACUAGAGGACAUUGAGAGGUGGGAUGGAAGAAAUGCACCCUACAUUUGUAUAAUUAUAGGUUAGGCAAUUAAGGUAACAGAGAUCAUGGUGUAAGUUUGCAAGUUCACAUCCAAGGCAGGAGUACUGUUGCUGGACUGUCAAGUGGGGUCCCCAAAUCUCUUGGAUUUCCCAGGACUUGUCUAGCAUAAAAUAGAUUUUGUGAUCACAGGGCAGUGCAUGUCCCCACUCUCAUAGGAGAACAGGCAUUUCCAUUCUAUGUCACUUCUUCCCUGUGGCUCUUGGUUUCUCAAGAUCCACCCAGCCCUCCUCACAUUUUCUGAUUCUGAGAAUAAGUUUUUCUUUAGGAAUUCACAGAUUUUCUCUACUAUCUGGCAGAAUAUUUUAUGGCAGUGGAGGCCAUUGGAAAAUUAAGUGGAAAUAUGGGUGGAGGAAAAAUACCCAGUGUAACUCUUUUUAAAUGUUCUUUCCCCACCCCUCCCCCAGAGUAAGUCAAGGAAUAUGUACAAUGUAGAUGUUUGUGCCUUUGGAAGUGGAAUCUUUACAGCAGAGCCAAACCUGAGGUUUCCAGAUUGACUCUUAGAAUCUGGCAUACUUACUUUUUUGUUUUUUUAAUUGGCCUAGCAAAAGUUUGCUUCUUACAGUUACAAACCAAACCAGGAAGUGAGCCUUUGCUUUUGUUGGGGAAGUUUCCUCAUAGAGAGUUCAUCUGUAUCCUUAGAUGCUAUCUCUUGUAAAAAUUCAAGGUGGGGACCUCAGAUAUAUUAUGGGACGUGAGAACCAACACAUGCAACUGAAGACACUUAACAUCUUGAAUUUAAAGAGAACGUAAUUAUGACUCAGAAGUAUUGGACUACAGGGAGAAAAGAUGGCUGAAGUUAGAAGAGUCGCUUGCUUGUUCUCUGCCUGGAUGAGUCAUUGAUUUAAUCUUACUGUCCCUCAGUUCCCUCCUCUAUCAAGAACAGGUCAUACCAGAUAAUCUCUAGGCUCUUUCUGCAUCUGAAAUGUCUGUGGUCAACGUGAUGGUGACCUGGGCUGUCGAGUGAAAGAAGAACUGAAGAAAGUGGUGGCCUGAAUUUUAUUUUGAAAUCGGCAGUGAAGUGAUUGUGUGAAGUAAUUGACUGCGCUGCAAUGACCACAGCAAGGUACCGGCCGACAUGGGACCUGGCCCUCGACCCACUGGUGUCUUGCAAACUCUGUCUCGGGGAGUAUCCAGUGGAGCAGAUGACAACAAUAGCCCAGUGCCAAUGCAUCUUCUGUACUCUGUGCCUGAAACAGUAUGUUGAGCUCUUGAUCAAAGAAGGACUAGAAACUGCAAUUAGCUGUCCUGAUGCUGCCUGCCCUAAACAGGGCCAUCUACAGGAGAAUGAGAUUGAGUGCAUGGUUGCAGCUGAAAUUAUGCAAAGAUAUAAAAAGCUACAGUUUGAAAGAGCUACACAUCCAGAAGGAUGUGGUUUCCAUAAAGAUGAGAUCCCAUGGGGCAGCUCUCCUCUGUCCAAUAGAGUCACUAUGAGUUGGAAUCUACUCGACGAGGUGCUCCUGGAUCCCUGUCGGACUUGGUGCCCUGCUUCCUCCUGCCAGGCUGUGUGCCAGCUCCAGGAGAUGGGGCUGCAGACCCCUCAGCUGGUGCAGUGCAAAGCUUGUGACAUGGAAUUCUGCUCCGCCUGUAAAGCCAGCUGGCACCCCGGCAAGGGCUGCCAAGACAGCAUGCCAGUCACCUUCCUUCCAGGGGAAACCAGUUCUGCUUUCAAAAUGGAAGAGGAUGAUGCUCCAAUCAAACGCUGCCCCAAGUGCAAAGUCUACAUUGAACGUGAUGAAGGCUGUGCCCAAAUGAUGUGUAAAAACUGCAAACACGCCUUCUGCUGGUACUGCCUUGAGUCCCUUGACGAUGAUUUCCUUUUGAUACAUUACGAUAAAGGCCCCUGCCGGAACAAGCUGGGCCACUCCAGGGCUUCUGUCAUCUGGCAUCGGACACAGGUCGUGGGCAUUUUUGCUGGAUUUGGGCUUCUACUCUUGGUUGCCUCGCCUUUCCUGCUCCUGGCCACUCCAUUUGUACUUUGCUGCAAAUGCAAAUGCAGUAAAGGGGAUGACGACCCACUACCCACCUAGAGGAAGGCAAGAUGCUGGAACAAGACCCCUGCCUCCGGGAAGCACGGCUCUCCCCCACCCCACCCCACUGUUCCCCUCUCACUAAAUAUCUUUCUUGCCUUAUGUGCCCCAUUGAGCUUCACAGUGUCACGCCGGAUGCCGUGAUUUCAGGGACAGACCUCAGAACGUUUGCCAAGGUCCCAGUUGCCGUCCACUGGGCAUGUGGAAGGCAAGGCAGGUGUGGGGAGGACAAAAGCAGUGUCUGCAGAUCUGACAAGGGAGGUGCUGUGAGAAAAACGCUGGGCAGUUUUCUCCCUGUGGUAAUAGACUAGAAAUGUCUAGUAGUAGCCUAAGAGACCUUCUCGUACAAAACAUGGUCCCGUCUCCCUAUUGGCUUCAAGAUGGUGUCAUGUUGUUGAGAGAAGCAGUCUUUUAAGGAUUGCAACUGACUUCAGCCAGAAUGCGAUUAUUCCGACUUGAGAAAAGCACUCUGUUUAUGACAACUGUUUUUAUUACUAAUGGCAUUUAGUAAAAUCUUUCUAGAAGGCUUUUUCUUUUUUUUCCAACUGAGUAGUGAGAACCAACAAGGUGCAUAUAAACCAUCCUAUGCCUUUCUUGAAAUUUGCAUUUUAAAAAGUUAUAGCUAAAUGACUUUUCUGGCUUGGACACUUUCCAAGAGAUUUAGAAAGACUUAUGUGCUUUUUUUUUUUUUCUUGAAACUUGUUGUAAUGACUUUUUGAAAGUUGUAAGCUGUGCAUUGUUAUAAACGUGAUUCCUGUAUAGCUGCCUAUCUUUGAAAAUACUGACAUGUUUAAAGGAAAAUCUCCGUUGUUAGCCUGGGUUUGCCUUUUGUUUUUUUCUCUCUUUGGGGAUUGGACUAAGCUUGUAGAGUUCAUAACUUCUCACCCAGGUACCAGCAACUUUUUUUUUUUUAUUAACAUCUUAAAAUCAGGUGUUUUACUUUGAAACAGUUCUGUCAUGGUCGACAGUGAGAAGAUCAUAGUAUUGUUGGUUCUCGGAGAGUGGGGACUGGAGGCCUCUUGGUGGCUUGUGGGGGACUUCUAGAUUUUCACUUUCUUUUCUUUAAAUGAUUUAAUUAUUUUGCAGAAAUCAUAUGUCUUACAUAGUUUCAAGCCCUGUUGCUACGAACUUCCCCCUCCUGCUGAAAAAGCCUUCCAUUUCAUGUAAUUAUUUUCAUUCGGGGAUUUUACAUGUGGUCUUUUGUAGGGCUGUAUGUGGCUGUUACCAUGACAUCAAAAUGCGCUAGUCAAUAAGAAAACACAAAUUACUCCAUCAGUUGACUUUGAAACGUGGCAAAAGUGUAUUCUUUAAAAAGAGUUGACUUCCAAAUGGCUUUUGAAGACACAUGUGCUUUUAAAGAGAUGAAGAUAAGACUCCUAAAAAUAAUGGAAAGGCAAAUGUUUUAAAUUCAUUAUAGUGGGAUUUUUUUAAAAAGUUAAGAGUUCCACAGAUGAGUAAAACAAAAACAAAACCUGACUUUUAUCAUGGUUAUUUGCUCAUUGCAAACACAUUUCAAAAAAAAAAAUUGGUUGUUUUUGUUUGUUUGGUUUCUGCCCUUGUAUAACCACUUCAGGUUCUAGCAGCCACCCCCCACCCCCCGCCCCAUAGAAAUGUCUUCUUUUUUGUUGUUGUGUCUUAAAAAUUUAAUAAGUUAGAACAGGAUCACCUCACUCUCUCCUGUAGUAUGAAUUUUCUUUUAUGAAACUGAAGCCGUUUAGAAUACUAGUGUGUGUCAAAUUGAUGACGUUCUCUUCAAAAAAUUCUCCUUAGAGUUGCAUUUUAAAAAUUCAUUAACUAAAAAAGAACAUGCCUGAAACCAUCUUUUCUGGAGGAAGGCUGGGUAGUGAGUCUCUGUAGAUAGAAAUGUUAUGAUAGGGUCUAAUGGUAGAAUGGCUUUUCUGGAGUGGAUGCCAACUCCAUGAGUCUUGAAGAUGAAGUUAGUGGCUGGUGAAACCUAGGCCAGAGACCUUAGCCUGUGACUUCUCUUUAAAAUGCCCUUCAAGAUGGCAGCCUGUGGCCCUGUUUCCAGUGGUGCACAGGGCAGCUUUUACCACUUCCCAGUCCAUACUGCCUAUAAUUACUUCUGCCCAUUGCAAAAUCCAUAGUAUGCCUCUCCUUUGGGGUGGGAAUCAGAGCCCCUGGAAAGUUGUGUUCCUUGGCCUAGAGCUUAAAUUCCUUUAUUCCUAGAGGGAUAGGCGGGCUUUCGAGAUUAGAAGAACCUCUGGCUCCAUCAUGUACCUCCCUAGAACCCCAGGCAUCCUCGUGCCUGCACCUCCAGUGUGUUUCACAAGCACUUGGUUUGACCUGGGUACGGACCACAGAGGCUUCGAGGAGUCCUUCUUGGUAACCAAAAUAGCACCUACUUGCUCACCGUUUUUGCAUUAAACAUGUCUCAGUUUGCUCAGUUUGACUUAAUAAUAAGCUAAAAUUGUCCAUUCCCUAGAGAGUUACGAGCAAGAUUACACUGACCUACUUACAUAAACUUGCAUUUCCUCCAUCAGACUCCUUUUCUUUUAGAAAGGGACGCUACACCCAUUUUUCACGGUGAUACAAUAUCAACCAUGUGCAAUGUAAAUAGAACAUGGGAAGAUGGUCUUAGAUUUGAAUUCUGACCUUGCUGUCAUUCCAAGUAAAACAUGGAGAGUUGUGCGUUAAGUAGAUGGACUUGUUCCUGCCAUUCAAAAUAGUUUGUCUUAAUUGAAAAAUGACUUUCACUUUCACAGGUGGUUUUCACGUUGAUAAUCCGGAAGCACAGGCAUGUUUAUGAAGGUCUUUAUCCUGGAGAGUAGAGGGAGAAGACCCUUAGCCAUUGGCCACGGCUUACAAUAGUGCAGGGGUGAGCCAUGGAGGGCAUGGUUGAUCUGUAAGUUAUUCGAGUCCCUUUGGCAACAGGCCACAUCGUGUGCUUUUACAGGAUUUGACGGGUCUCUCGAUUUGGCUCUGUCACGCACUCCGUGUAGCCCAGCCAGCCAAGCUUUGCAGUCCUCAAACGAGGCCACAGCCUUCAGAGACGGAGUCGACGUAGAGGUUUACACGCCAGAGACUGAGUUAAGACUGAGCGUAAAUGAAACCUUUGCUUGAAUUGCUGUCCAAACCAGUUCUUCUUCCUCAACUCCCAGGGGUAACGGCAGACUGAAGAACCAGCAUCUGCCACUUCAGGCUUCUUUUAAAAAAGUGAAACCAAUUCUCUUUACAGCCUAUUAUUCCAUAAAACUGAUUUAGGACCCAGGCCAAUUCCUGAUUAGAACACAGAGCUCCUGGGGAAAGAGAUUAUCAGAUAUAUAAAAAAUUACUUAAAGAGGAAUUGAUCUUUUUCAUUUAUAUUACAAAAAUUAAAUGUUAUUUAACAAAUUAGAAAAGAAAAAUUUUCCCUUGGUAAUCUUUAAAAAUUAAGAGAUUAGAAAGAACCACGGUGGGCUUUUUGUGUAUUUCCCAGAUUCAUACAUAUAUAUAUGCAUACAUAUAUACAUACACACACACACACCUGUUGCCAUUGAGUUGAUUCCGACUCAUACUGACCCUAUAGGACAGAGUAGAACUACCCCAUAGGGUUCCUUCCAAGGCUGUAAUCUUUACAGAAGCAGACUGGCAUGUCUUUCUCCCGAGGAGCAGCUGGUAGGUUCUAGCUGCCUACCUUGCAGUUAGCAGCCGAGUGCUUAACCACUCUGCCACCAGGGCUCCUUGUAUAUACAUAUAUAUAUAUAUGAAAUCAUCAAGGGAAAACAUUUUGCAUGUAUAAACCUUCCCCAAGAUCUCCAAAAACAUACCAAAGCUUGUUUCUUAUUAUCCACCCAAGUCCUUAUGAAAAUAAAUGAAGAGAUUAUGACUCGUAUGGCCAAAAAUGCAGUGUGGAACAGAGAGGCCUGCAUUAAAAUAGAAUUACAAAGGCGUUAGGACUAGAGCAUGCUGUUUUGGUACUGAACACCCCCUGGUCUCCCUGACGUUUUGAUUUCUGUAAUCCUGUCUGCCCUGAGUCCAGGAGCCUUUAGUUAGGAGUAGGUACGUGUGACAUGCCUGAAGCUUUCUUUUGUACUUUGCUCACUUUACCAUGGGUGUAUUUUUAUCUUGUAUAAAGUAUGCACGAAUGAGUCAUCCACCUGUACAAAAAAUGUAUUUGACAAGUGGUGGUCAAAACAAAACAAAUUGGGUGUAUGUUUUUGAAAUGUCAGUACAUUUUGUGCCACUAACACUGUGAUGUAAAAAGGAGCUGUUUGAAUGCCUUUUAAUGUCGUGUUUUGUACUUUGGAAUCAUAUGGAAAAGUUUAGUUUGUAAUUCUGAGACAUAUUUUAAAUGUACUGUGUCUUAGGUAGUUUGUCUACCCUUUAGAGGGAUUUCUUUUUAAAGAUAUUUUGGCUGCAAUACAGGUUACUUUUGUAAA
Molecule: messenger RNA, 7461 nt
Organism: Loxodonta africana (African savanna elephant)
Lineage: Eukaryota; Metazoa; Chordata; Mammalia; Proboscidea; Elephantidae
Gene: RNF144A
Product: ring finger protein 144A
Exons: 10
Coding region: 2105-3082 (325 amino acids)
Biological process (GO): positive regulation of proteasomal ubiquitin-dependent protein catabolic process; ubiquitin-dependent protein catabolic process; protein polyubiquitination
Cellular component (GO): Golgi apparatus; ubiquitin ligase complex; cytoplasm
Molecular function (GO): ubiquitin conjugating enzyme binding; ubiquitin protein ligase activity; zinc ion binding
Source: RefSeq, a predicted model, not a curated record